AGCCCGGUUCAAUCGCAUAACAUACGUUUGUCCGUCAUCCAGUAACACAGUAUACAGGCCUUGUCUUUCAACCACCGCCAUCUACUAUAUGUACAAAUGUCUCUAUAUCUCAUCGUCAUAUGCUGCAGUGCAAGGGUUCUCGUGCACUUUACGAUCUGGAAUGAAGCUACAUGCUUCUUAGUUGCGCCGCUGUACACUAUCUGGUCUUCUGCAGUUUGCUAGUACGUUGUUGUCCUGAGAUGUAGACAUAGCGCAAGGGAGAACUUGUGCUAUGUCCUCAGCUCUCUUUUCCUGUAACUGGCCUGUGUACCUGUAAAUUUGCUAGUACAUGUGCCAUUUGUCUUUCGUACCCCUCUGUGCAAGUACUUAACGGCUGAUGGGUAGCUCAGUGGUUAUGAAGCUUUGACAUUGCCACUUAGUUAUCAGAAUCAAAUGCUUCUUGGCCUCAUGGGCCAUGAUUUUUUGUCGCUUCUGCCUCGACGAAGAGUGACAGGAUAAGGUAUACUAUCUGCCUACUGCCGUAAAGUUCCUCAGCAAUGCCGCAGCGUGCGGAUUCCAACCCUAGCCCAGACGCCAACGCUAGCAAUAAGAGACGACCCGCCUGCGCACGUUAUCCCCUCUCCCCUCAUCUGCUUUAUCAAGCUAGGUCUACCCAUUCUCGCCCACCAUGUCCUCAAUCUCCUCUCAGCGUGCUACCGCAGGUUCUGAAGAUGAUCUCGCCGACAUGCUGCUCCUUGUCGCAUCGAUGACCCCCGAAGAUGUAGAGGACUUUCAAGGCCAUCGAAACGGCAAAGCCGCCGAUGCCAUGACCGACGAAGAACUCGCCGUGCAAAUCUACGCAGAGGAAGCAAACAAUCUCCUCAUCCUUGCUCAAGACUCUGUAUUUACACGUAGUCUCAACACUGCUUUGCGAAGCGAUCGUUCGUUGAUUCGACAGAUGGUCCAAGAGGAGACCUCUGCCAUACGUGAUCGUCGAAUGGCACUUGCAAUGAGCUCAGGUCGUAUCGAUGUACCCGUCUCUACAAGGCACAGCGUUGCAGACGAUCCUGCUUCAUUAAUGUCUGCCGAGACGAGCUCAGACUCGGAUGAGGAACAGGUCACAUCGGCGGUGGCUUCAUCCAGCAGAGUCACUUUAGUCCCUAUUGCACCCCGAGAACUGCACGAUUGUGUAAUCUGUACAGACACGAUUCGAGGCAUGGAGAUCAGAGCUCCUUGCGGGCACUUCUAUGAUGUUCGCUGCUUAGUCGACUUAUUCCGUUCCACCGUUAGAGACGAAUCGUUGUUCCCUCCUCGCUGCUGCCAGCAACCUUUCAUUUUCGACCAGAUUCGUCGUUAUCUCGGACACGAUCUUGCCGCCCAAUUCCAACAGAAGUCAAUCGAAUUCUCAACUGCGGAUCGCGUCUACUGUCACCGACCGACCUGCUCCACCUUCCUCGGUGCAGCCACAAAUCACGCAAGUCCAUUACGUUGCAGACGAUGUUCUAAUUCCACUUGCGCUCAUUGCAAGGAAUCCGCUCAUUUGGAUCUACCUUGCUCUUCCGAGCUUGAUGCCGCAGUUCUGGCUCUUGCUGAACAGGAAGGCUGGAAGCGAUGCCCCGGCUGUCAUCGCCUGGUAGAACUCACCAUGGGUUGCUACCAUAUGACUUGCAGGUGCAGGAAACAAUUCUGCUACGUUUGCACAGAGACAUGGAAGAAUUGUACUUGUCCUCAGUGGGAAGAGAAUCGAUUGCUGGUCGUCGCUCGAGAUCGCGUGAACAGAGAAAUCCGUGAGGAGCCCGCAGCGAGGCCUGCCGGCGAUGUGUUCCGUACUAGAGUCGUGGAAAUGGCUGCGCGAUUGCGGGAAGAUCAUGAUUGUCGUCACACUGGAUGGAGCUAUCGAACUGGAGGGGGCCAGUGUGAGAUUUGCAAUUAUCGUUUGCCUCAGUAUCUCUUGCGUUGCCGUGGGUGCCAAACGCUGGCAUGUGUUCGAUGCACACGCAACCGUCUGUAAACGCACGCAAUCCCACAAUAUAGAGAGCGUGCACCG
This is a messenger RNA of Somion occarium, 2026 nucleotides long. The record is from the annotation of a GenBank genome assembly. Lineage: Eukaryota; Fungi; Basidiomycota; Agaricomycetes; Polyporales; Cerrenaceae.